This is a messenger RNA of Beauveria bassiana ARSEF 2860, 1446 nucleotides long. Its product is annotated as aldehyde dehydrogenase. Bases 1 to 1446 code for a protein of 481 amino acids. NCBI's taxonomy places the organism in Eukaryota, Fungi, Ascomycota, Sordariomycetes, Hypocreales, Cordycipitaceae. The transcript has 2 exons. Gene Ontology annotation, molecular function: oxidoreductase activity, acting on the aldehyde or oxo group of donors, NAD or NADP as acceptor. The record is from RefSeq and is a predicted model, not a curated record.
AUGGCUUCCGACACCGUGCCCCUCGUCAUUGGCGGCCAAGACGUCUUGACCAGCGACACCUUUGACGUCGUCAGCCCGGCCACGGGCAAGUUCCUGCACAAGUCGUCGAGCGCCAACGUCGCCGAGGCCGGCGCCGCCGUCGACGCCGCCGCCGGGGCCCUUUCCGCGUGGAGCCGCACGCAGUUGCACGAGCGCCGCGCUAUACUGCUCCGCGCCGCCGACAUUAUCCAGACGCGCGGCGACGAGCUCAAGUCCGCCAUGCGCGAUGAGACGGGCAGCGACGACGCCUGGGGGGAUCUGAACCUCAGGAUUGCGACCGAGACGAUUAUUCACGCCGCGUCGUGCCUCGUCAACCUCGAAGGGAAGAUGCCUGCGAUUGCAGAUCCCGGUCGCGAGGCGCUCCUCAUCAGAGAGCCAUACGGUGUCGUGUUUUCCAUUGCCCCUUGGAACGCCCCAAUUCCUCUCGGGAUCCGCGCCAUCGUCUGGGCCGUCGGGGCCGGCAACACCGUCGUCCUCAAGGGCUCCGAGCUGAGCCCCAAGUCCCUGCACCUCGUCUGCUCCGUGCUCUGGGAGGCCGGCCUGCCGCCCGGCGUCCUCAACUUUUUCACCACCGCGCCCGCCCACGCCGCCGCCGUCACGUCGGCCGUCAUUGCGCACGCGCACGUGAAAAAAAUCAACUUUACCGGCAGCACGGCCGUCGGACGCAUCAUUGCCCAGACGGCCGGCGCGCACCUCAAGCCCGUUCUGCUAGAGCUCGGCGGCAAGGCGCCGUCGAUUGUGCUCGAGGACGCGGACCUCGCCCUCGCGGCGCGCCACUGCGCGCUCGGCGCCUUUUUGCACGCCGGCCAGAUUUGCAUGAGCACGGAGCGCAUCCUCGUGCACGAGCGCGUCCGGGACGAUUUCGCGAAGGAGCUAGUCGCCGCGGUCAAGUCGCUGUACGGUGAAGCGGGAGGGGGUCAGGAGGCGGGCGUGCUCGUCACCGCCGCGGCCGUGGUCAAGAACAAGGCGCUCGUGGCCGACGCGCUGCGCAAAGGCGCGACGCUGCUGUACGGUGACCCCGACGACGAGGAGGAGCACGACGCAAAGACGCGCAUGCGGCCGGUCGUGGUGGCCGAGGUGACGCCCAGCAUGGACGUGUACCGGACAGAGUCGUUUGGGCCGACCGUGUCGCUCAUCGGCUUCAAGGACGAGGCCGACGCCGUGGCGAUUGCAAACGACACCGAGUACGGCCUGGUGGCGGCCGUCUUCAGCAGGGACCUGCGGCGCGCGCUGGGCGUCGCGCGCAAGAUUGAGACGGGCGCCGUGCACAUCAACUCGAUGACGCCGCAUGACGAGCCCUCGCUGCCGCACGGCGGCGCCAAGGACAGCGGCUACGGCCGCUUUGGCGCCGGGUUCGACGAGUGGACGCGGACAAAGACGAUUACGUUUGACUCGCAGCCGCAAUAG